UCGGCGAGUGAAGAUGGUGAGGGGAACCUGUUGCCAUAGAAACCGAGCGAGGCCAAACCGGAGAUGGCGCCUGUAGCUAGCUGUAUGAGCUGAAGGAAGGUGGGAGAUUUGGACACAGCUUCAACGCAUUGGUCUGAGCUUCUGGGUUUCUCGUUAAAGAUGUUGGUUGAGAUGUCAAUCAGACAAGAUGCUAUGUCCUGAAUGGUAUUGAGCUUACUGGAUGUUGUUAAAGUGGCAACCAUCCAGUUGAAUUGAGUGACUCUGCACCAGAAGGAAUUGAUUUCAAAAUGGCAUUUGCACCAUCCAAGAUCAUGAAUGGGCCUAAAAUGCAGACCAAGAUGAGCACAUGGACACCCCUGAACCACCAGCCCACUAAUGACAAGGUCUUUGAAGAAAGGGGAGAGUUACUUGGGAAAUGGUUUGACAAGUGGACUGAUACACAGCGUCGAAAAAUUCUUCUCAACUUGUUUGAAAGAUGUUCUGUCUCUCAAUUGAAAUUCUGUGAGCAACAUUUGCGUAGCAGAGUUCCUGUGGAAGCUCUUGACUUGGCUUGUUUCCUUCCCAGGGUGCUGACUUUAUAUAUCUUCUCCUUCUUGGAUCCAAGGAGUCUUUGCCGCUGUGCACAGGUAAGUUGGCAUUGGAAGGACUUGGCUGAAUUGGACCAACUUUGGAUGCCAAAAUGUCUGAGACUGGGCUGGUACAUCAGCUUCACACCAACAAUCUAUGAGCAAAGAAUUUGGAAGAGACACUACAUUGAGAUGGUGAAGGAACUGAAUGUCACCAAACCAACGACACCACCCAGUGAUGAAUUUAUUGUGGUGGAUGUCCAUCCAUUACCAAAGGAUCCUGUGGAUCAGAAGCAGUUGAGAAUGACAUCAGCUCGACCCCAACCAGGGAAAGUGCAGCUUGAGCACCCGCCAUGGCGUGACUCAGACCGACAUCCAACAGACACCAUACGUUUCAACUACCUGGACAACUGUGAACCCAUUGGGGAAGCGAGAAAGAAGGGAGGUGGAACUACCCCGACUCUUGGCCAACAGGCUCGUGAAAGAAUGAAGCAUCCAUCAGCAAACUACAAAAUGAGGAAAGCAAAAUCGCUGAUGUCCAUGUCACUUGACUUCAAUGCAAAUCAGUUACGCCAAGUGCGUCCUCUCUGGGCAUGUCAAAGUGCGAUGGGAGAUUUUAGUUCCAAGGAGGAGGUCAAGGCACGAACUCAGAGUUCUGACUGGAAUGCCGGGAUUCGUCCUGCGCCAGUUCGAUCUGCCAUACAAACAAUGAGCGAGAAGGGGCAGAAAGCGUCACUACGGACCCAGAGAAGUGUUCCUUCUUGCCCACUCUUUGAGAGUCAGCCUUGGCAGAUCCCAGCAUCAAAGAGAGACUCUGAUGAAGAAGAAUGAGAGGGAGAAGCCAGCUGGAGCAGAGACAGUAAACCCAUCAUUGGACUGAGCCAGUUGACACAGAAUGGUGGGAAAUGGAUGAACUACACUGAAGGAACCACUGGAUUGAUGUGUAAACACCUCCUUUGAUCAUAACAUGAACUGCAGCACUUUGAAACUCCUGGUUUCAUUUUAGUGAAUUAUAAGAAGAAAGGUUCUGUUUGUCUCUAAAACAUUAAAUAAAAUUUGCUUGCUUCUCUUGUCUCAUCUAAUGUUCAACUUCGCAUAUCAUCAGAUGUGUUAGGAUAGAGUGUAAAUGAAAAAAUAAUUUAGGGACCAGAGGGGGAAAAUGAAGUCUAAUGCAAUUGCCUCAAAAGGGGAUUUUGGGCAAAGUUAGCUGAGGCCUGAAAUCCUUAGGUGGGGAAACUGAGAGGAAUGAAAUGUCCACAAUAUUUUUUUUUCAAUACUUAUGUCUACAAUUACUUCCUUUCAGCCACAGAAACAAUGCCUUUUCACAACAGCCAAAGAACCACAAGUUGUGCUGGACUGUUAAAUGUUAUCUUAGUUCUAUCUUCUGACUGGUAUGUGGUGAUAUAAUGGCUAAUAGACCAGAGUGAAGUACAAAUAAUGGAUGUGAUAUAAAAAAAAGACACACACACACACACACUUCUCCUCAAAUCCCUACUUCUCCCACCCCAUUGCAAGUAAAAUAAUUCUUAAAAGUUUCGUUUUUGGGAAGUGAGCACUUGUGAGGAGGCUGCAUUUACUGCCCACCUCAACUUAUUGCAGUUGAAGGACUUUACUAAGUCACAAGAUAAUUAAGAAUCAAACAUUUUGUUGUGGAACAGCAGUUACAGAAUUGCUGGAUCGGGUAAGGAUAGCAGAUUUCCUUCCCUCGAGGACAUUAAUGAACCAGCUGGUUUCAUAGUCACGUCACUUCACUCUUCAAAAACAAGAUGGUGUUAAAAUGCAUACAGAACAUUACUGGACUUUAAUAUGCAUUUUUAAGAUCAUUCCAGUAAUUUAACUCAACCAUAACUUGUUAAGAUUUAUUUAAAAUGCUGGAAAUCACAGCAGGUCAGGGAGCAUCCAU
This is a messenger RNA of Chiloscyllium plagiosum (whitespotted bambooshark), 2469 nucleotides long. It is a transcript of the gene fbxo16, whose product is annotated as F-box protein 16. Gene Ontology annotation, molecular function: protein binding. The record is from RefSeq and is a predicted model, not a curated record. NCBI's taxonomy places the organism in Eukaryota, Metazoa, Chordata, Chondrichthyes, Orectolobiformes, Hemiscylliidae.